AUGGCAGGGGCACGGCUGGUCUACGACUUGAACCCAAAAGGUCUUGUACCUGUGCUGGUGGACCCUUCUGGAAGAGUAGUUGUGGAGUCAGAGGACAUCGUGGAUGCCAUCGCUCAGCAAUCUUCUGCUGGCCUCAGUAAAGCCCCGGGCCCAGAUGCUGCAGAGAUUCGGCGGCUGAUCAACCAGCGCCUCCUCCCAGCUGGUAAGAAGGCCAAAAUGUUCGGGCAGCCAGGGGACUUGGGCCCAGUGCUCCAAGAUCUAGACAAAAUGGUUGCGGGCCCCUUCUUGGCUGGUGAGGAAGUCACUGUGGCCGACAUAUCGGCAGCACCAAUGCUUCAGCGGCUUUUCGAAGAUGGGAUGGUUCCACAGGAGCUCACCCAACUGCAUUCCUGGUGGAAUGCAGUCAAUGGCCUCCCUUCCUUCCAGAAGACCAUGGUGCAGUCGUACUGGUGGUGGUGGUGA
Symbiodinium natans is the source of this 462-nucleotide messenger RNA. The record is from the annotation of a GenBank genome assembly. NCBI's taxonomy places the organism in Eukaryota, Dinophyceae, Suessiales, Symbiodiniaceae.